GGAGGCACUUCCGCUCCAGGAAGGCGAGGUCGGAUCUGAGAUAUCUCCCAGGGAGGUUCACUUCCCCGGAACUCUGCCUUUUCCCAGAAGGAGGAGGGGAAAAAUGACCAAGUUCCAGGAGGCAGUGACAUUCAAGGAUGUGGCUGUGGCCUUCACUGAGGAGGAGCUGGGGCUGCUGGACUCUGCCCAGAGGAAGCUGUACCGAGAUGUGAUGCUGGAGAACUUUAGGAACCUGGUUUCAGUGGGACAUCAGUCCUUCAAACCAGAUAUGAUAUCCCAGUUGGAGAGGGAAGAAAAGCUUUGGAUGAAGGAGCUUCAAACCCAAAGAGGUAAGCAUUCAGGAGACAGGAAUCAAAAUGAGAUGGCAACUCUUCACAAAGCAGGAUUAAGGUGCUUUUCACUGGGAGAGCUUUCAUGCUGGCAAAUCAAGAGACACAUUGCGAGCAAAUUAGCCAGAAGUCAAGACUCCAUGAUAAAUAUUGAAGGAAAGAGCUCUCAGUUCCCCAAGCACCAUGAUUCCCCCUGUCAAGUGGGAGCAGGAGAAUCUAUUCAAGCUUCUGUGGAUGACAACUGUCUAGUGAAUCACAUAGGGGAUCAUUCCAGUAUCAUUGAAAAUCAAGAAUUUCCAACUGGGAAAGUUCCGAAUUCUUGGAGUAAAAUAUAUCUGAAUGAGACACAGAAUUAUCAGAGAAGUUGUAAGCAGACUCAGAUGAAAAACAAACUAUGUAUAUUUGCUCCAUAUGUUGACAUUUUCAGUUGUAUUUCACACCACCAUGAUGAUAAUAUAGUGCACAAAAGAGAUAAAGUUCAUAGCAAUAGUGAUUGUGGUAAAGAUACCCUAAAGGUAUCACCUCUUACCCAGCGUAGUAUUCACACAGGACAGAAAACCUACCAGGGUAAUGAAUGUGAAGAAGCCUUCAAUGAUAGCUCCAGUCUUGAACUUCAUAAACAGGUACACUUGGGAAAGAAGUCUCCAGCGUGUAGUACACAUGAGAAGGACACCAGUUAUAGCUCAGGUAUUCCUGUUCAACAAAGUGUUCGUACUGGGAAAAAACGCUAUUGGUGUCAUGAAUGUGGUAAAGGUUUCAGUCAGAGCUCAAAUCUGCAAACUCAUCAGAGAGUCCACACAGGGGAGAAACCCUAUACAUGCCACGAGUGUGGUAAGAGCUUUAAUCAGAGCUCACAUCUUUAUGCUCAUUUGCCUAUUCACACAGGAGAGAAGCCCUAUAGAUGUGACAGUUGUGGGAAGGGCUUCAGUCGUAGCACAGAUCUUAACAUUCAUUGCAGAGUUCACACUGGAGAGAAACCUUAUAAAUGUGAGGUGUGUGGGAAGGGCUUCACUCAGAGAUCACAUCUUCAGGCCCAUGAAAGAAUUCACACUGGAGAGAAACCAUAUAAAUGUGGGGAUUGUGGUAAACGCUUUAGUUGUAGCUCAAAUCUUCAUACCCAUCAGAGAGUCCACACUGAAGAAAAACCAUACAAAUGUGAUGAGUGUGGUAAGUGCUUUAGUUUGAGCUUUAAUCUUCAUAGUCAUCAACGAGUCCACACAGGAGAAAAACCAUAUAAAUGUGAAGAGUGUGGUAAGGGUUUUAGUUCAGCCUCAAGUUUCCAGAGCCAUCAGAGGGUCCAUACAGGAGAGAAACCAUUUCGAUGCAACGUGUGUGGGAAAGGCUUCAGUCAGAGUUCAUACUUUCAAGCACAUCAGAGAGUCCACACUGGAGAAAAACCAUACAAAUGUGAAGUGUGUGGGAAGCGCUUCAAUUGGAGCUUGAAUCUUCACAAUCAUCAGAGAGUCCACACCGGAGAGAAACCCUACAAAUGUGAAGAGUGUGGUAAGGGUUUCAGUCAGGCUUCAAAUCUUCAAGCCCAUCAGAGCGUCCACACUGGGGAAAAACCAUUCAAGUGUGAUGCAUGUCAGAAGCGAUUCAGUCAGGCCUCACACCUUCAAGCCCAUCAGAGAGUCCACACCGGAGAGAAACCAUAUAAAUGUGACACUUGUGGUAAGGCCUUCAGCCAGAGGUCAAAUCUUCAAGUCCAUCAGAUAAUUCACACUGGAGAGAAACCAUUUAAAUGUGAGGAAUGUGGGAAAGAAUUCAGUUGGAGUGCUGGUCUCAGUGCCCAUCAGAGGGUCCACACAGGAGAGAAACCCUAUACGUGUCAGCAGUGUGGGAAGGGCUUCAGUCAGGCCUCACAUUUUCACACACACCAGAGAGUCCACACUGGAGAGAGGCCUUACAUAUGUGAUGUCUGUUGUAAGGGCUUCAGUCAGAGGUCACAUCUCAUCUACCAUCAGAGAGUCCACACUGGAGGGAAUCUGUAGAAAUGAGAGGUGUGGUUCAGCCUUCAGUUAGAGCUCACAUCUUUGUCUCCGUUGGGAAGUCCAUGCUGAUGAUUGUGAAAAGUUCCUUUAAAACUAGAAGCUUCAAAGAAUCUUGACAGGAAAGAAGUCUCUCAAAUGCUGUGUUUUAGACUUGGUUAGGACAUGAAUUCUUUACAAACGUCAUAUUUCACAGAUGCGAGAAAACUUUGUUCUGUAAAUAUGAUCAGUGUUUAUAUCAGAGUACCAGGUGUCCCGGUUCUCAAGAUGUAACACAGCAGAAAAGUCUUGUCGGAGUCUGCACAGGAGAGAGGCCUUCCUUUAACAAAAGUAUGAUUGACAGAAAAAAUGGAUGUCAACUAAAAUGUAACCUCUAUGUAAGGAGGUGUUUUUCACCACUCUAUCUCUACCAUGUAGAAUUGUGCUUGGCUCAUAAUAGGGCCCAGCAAUUACUGAAGAAAGUGAAGAAAAUACCUAUAAUUAGGACAAAUACUUGAAAAUUCUAGUCUGUUUUCUACUCUAAAUUUAUAUUAAUUUAUAUUCAAAAGGAAUCCUGCAAGUAGCCUUAAUAACGUUAGUUUCAGUAAGUACUGAAAAGUAUAUAAUACUGCCAUCCAUACUAACACAAAUUUGGAAAAAAGACAUGAAUGGCUCCCAUCCUUCAGCCUUAGUUCUUUGUACAGUGUAUCAUCAGUUGUGUACAGUAUGAUUUUUAGUGUCAGUUUAUAGACUGAACAAUACUGUUUUUAUCUAAUGUGACCCUGCAAUUUACAUGAUUAGAAUUUUUGGACACUAAGCUGUACUGUAACUCUGAAAGUGUUAAAAGUAGUUACUGAUGACAAAAAGUUUCUUAGUAAACUUGAAUUGUUAAUA
Homo sapiens (human) is the source of this 3190-nucleotide messenger RNA. It is a transcript of the gene ZNF235, whose product is annotated as zinc finger protein 235. Gene Ontology annotation, cellular component: nucleus; nucleoplasm. The transcript has 5 exons. Gene Ontology annotation, molecular function: sequence-specific DNA binding. Bases 104 to 2320 code for a protein of 738 amino acids. Gene Ontology annotation, biological process: regulation of DNA-templated transcription; negative regulation of DNA-templated transcription. Lineage: Eukaryota; Metazoa; Chordata; Mammalia; Primates; Hominidae. The record is from RefSeq and is marked reviewed.